AUGCCUAUUCAUAAAUAUCAGCCCAAGCGGCAGAAGAAAAAGCCUGUCGCUUGCAAUCGAUGUCAUACUCACAAAGUUAGAUGUUCCGGCGAAAAGCCAUGUGCCCGAUGUCGUCAAGCUGGCUGUGGUGAUCUGUGUGAAUAUCAGCAACGUGACAGGAAGCUCAAGGUCAAUGAGAGCUAUAUUGAUCAGAUCCUCCUUGAGAACGCUCAUCUCAAAGAACGAUUGGAAACCCUCACUUCUUCUCGCCCAUCACCUGCCAAUUCAGACCUCAGCUCAUCUUAUCCUCAAGGCCCUUAUCACAUAGUCCAAAAUCCACUGCUAGGAGAGCGUGCUUGGUUCUAUCCUUACGAUCCCUCAGCUCCCCUAUAUAUAUGGGAGCUGCUGCCUCUCACAUUGCUCGAACUCAAUACACACCAGAAGCAUUACUGCUCGAAGGGGAGACCCAAUGGCCGUCGCUUCCACAAGCUCGGUUACUCCGUCCGCAUUGUCUUCAACCAGUUAAGCCGCGUAUAUCAUCUAUUCCUGCGCAAAUCUACCCUGGAGCAAUUGGAGUCAAUCUAUCGAGACCCACCCAAACAUGAUGACCCGUCUUUGACAUGCAAAUUUUUCGCUCUUUUCGCCUUAGGGGAGGUAUACUCCUGUCGGUCUGAUUCUUCGACUCAAGGUCGUGUGCCAGGUACCAAAUACUAUGUGCGAGCAAUGAAUUUGACACCCAUUCUACCAGAACGGCCUGCGUUGAUUCAUAUCGAAAGUCUGUUGCUCUUGUCUCUUUUUUCAUACUUUCUCAAUCGACGUCAUGCAGCGUACACGUUGAUUGGCAAUGCCAUGCGUCUUGGUCUGAUACUGGGAUUGAACCAUAACAUCUCUGAACGCCAAUGCACGGACCCCACAGAGCGACAGCAUCGAAUUCGGCUCUGGUGGGCUAUAUAUGUUUAUGAUCGUAUGUGGGGUUCCAAAAUUGGUUUCCCACUUCAGAUCCGAGAUGAUGAUAUUCAUGUUGACAUGCCGUCCCAAGUCUCUUGCCCUGCGUAUGAGGAGCAGUUCUCCGAUACCGCAUACUUAGUCGCCAGUAUUCAGCUAGCUCGAAUCGUCGGUCAAGUCAUCGAUAAAAUCUACAGCCACAAGCAGCAUCCAGAGUCGUUCUUGCAGAGAGAACAGCAACUGUUGCUAGCUCAGCAGGAGUGGCUGCAGUCACUCCCAGCACACAUCAAGCUACACACUGAUGGAGGGCCCCCACCGAAGCAUAUCGUCUCUCUUCAUCUGCAGUUCAAUCAGUGUGUCAUCUUGGCUACACGCCCUAUUAUUCUUCACGCUCUUCUCCAUCAACGAGGCCAUCGAGAAAAUAGUGAAGACCUCCCCCGGCCUGCCAUUACCCUGAGUGAAGCCUGUAUCCAUGCUGCACGGCAUUCGCAUGCUCUCAUCGUCGAAGAAUGGGUCAAUGGCUCUCUGCCAAUGUACGGAUACUUCUAUGCUCAGUACUUGUUCUCUUCUGCCACAGUUCUUGUCAUAUCCGGGCUUCUGCCAGCUUUCGGCAACCCCGCGGAUCUCGACUCCAUUGAGGUAGCGAUCGAAAUAUUGUCUCGUAUGAGCGAUCAUGGAAACCUUGCGGCGGCGGAGUUCCACGACAAUCUCAAGCAAGUCAAACAUUCUUUACCAGGCAAUGUCGGCAAAAGUGUCGAGAAAGCCGGCGAGUUACCCCGACAAUCGCUGCAAAGGUCCUUCUCGCUCCCUCCGACAGGAGACCAGGCCAUCGAAAAUGGUGGCGUUUCACCUCUCCCUGUUGCAGGUUUCACUACUGAAAUGGCCUUCUUGGAGCCAAUGAUGCAGGACUUUCUCGGUAUUCCAGAUAAUGAGAUUGAAGCCAUCCAUCCUGAUUUACUAACUAUCGGAGAGACAACCGGGGAGGAUUUUUGCCCAACAACAUUUUGGACGUCGUAG
Molecule: messenger RNA, 1941 nt
Organism: Aspergillus novofumigatus IBT 16806
Lineage: Eukaryota; Fungi; Ascomycota; Eurotiomycetes; Eurotiales; Aspergillaceae
Product: Zn(II)2Cys6 transcription factor
Exons: 6
Coding region: 1-1941 (646 amino acids)
Biological process (GO): DNA-templated transcription; positive regulation of transcription by RNA polymerase II
Cellular component (GO): nucleus
Molecular function (GO): zinc ion binding; sequence-specific DNA binding; DNA-binding transcription factor activity, RNA polymerase II-specific
Source: RefSeq, a predicted model, not a curated record